Molecule: messenger RNA, 1149 nt
Organism: Loa loa (African eye worm)
Lineage: Eukaryota; Metazoa; Nematoda; Chromadorea; Rhabditida; Onchocercidae
Exons: 7
Coding region: 1-1149 (382 amino acids)
Source: RefSeq, a predicted model, not a curated record
AUGCGUAAUUCGGAUUGGAAUAGUUGUAAUUCACAAACAUGUCGUCAUCAUUGUCACAGUCAAACAACAUCAUUAUCACCAUCAUCAAGUGGUCAUACAACAUCACUCAUACCAAUUAAAUGUCAAUAUAGAAAACCAGGUUGGACGUAUGGUGUUAAUCCAUGUGGUGCCGAAUGUUCCAGGAGUAAUGAAGAUGCUGGUACCAAUUUGCAUACAGCUACAAAAGAUAAAACAGCAUCACAUGCAACAUCUAAAAUACCAAUUAGUAUUCGGCACAAUGAUUUGGAUUAUACAACAGAAAGUUCAAGUAUUACAUCCAGUACGACAGUUAGUGACAAUUUACAUCGAAAACUAAUUGGCGUACCAUUUAUCACUACUACAAGUGAUUUGACAUCAGAUGGAUCCAGUGUUGCAGAUAUUAAGCCAUCAAUUGACGUUUCUACAAAUGCUCAGUACUUGUGCGCAAAUGAAAUACAAAAGAAUUCUGAGGAUUCUAUAAAUUCUGUAAGGCGGACGGCAUCAUUCACUUUUAGUCCCAAAGGAUGUUUAGAUAAAGUAAAUCAAAGACAACAAGUGCAUGACAUUGAACCAAAGAGGAGAUUUGGUAGAUUCGCGAAAACGUUGGAUUUCAUCAGGAGUAAGAUGGACUCUUGUAGUACAUCAACGCUCUAUCCAUCUAAGGAAGAGAUCAUGCAGUGGCGGGAAUCAUUCGAACGAGAAUUCAGCGAUGAAAAUGUUGAUUUUUGGAUUGAAUGUGAAGAAUUUCGAAAGAUGAAAGAAGGGAAAAAAUCAACAAUUCAAAAAGCUCAUUCAAUAUAUAAUAAAUAUAUUGCUGAACAAUCACCAAAAGAGGUUAACUUAGAUAGUGAUACACGUGCAGCAACAAAAGCAGCUCUGGAAAAUGGCGCUAAACCAAAUAUGUUUUCGUUAGCGCAAACAAGAAUUGAACAAUUAAUGGCAAAAGAUAGUUAUAGACGAUUUUUGAAAUCAAAAUUAUUUCUGGAUUUGUUAACAAAUGAUACCAGUACUCCUUCAAAUACGAAUAAAACGGUACAAAACGAAAAUGAACGUGAACGUCAAUCGAGGUUACCAGAAACUCUGAAAACGGUCAACUCUACUUGUACUGCAGGAAAUUCGAAAAAUUCUUGA